Messenger RNA from Teleopsis dalmanni, 483 nucleotides. RefSeq lists its product as uncharacterized. The coding region runs from base 112 to 483 and encodes 123 amino acids. The record is from RefSeq and is a predicted model, not a curated record. Lineage: Eukaryota; Metazoa; Arthropoda; Insecta; Diptera; Diopsidae. The transcript is spliced from 4 exons.
UGUUUAUAUCGUAAAAAUCUAAAAUAAAUUAUCAUUUUUAAUUUCAAAAACGAACAGAAUAAAUUUCAGACUUAUGUCGUACAUUUACUUUGGAACACAAUAUUUCGAAAAAUGAAGUUAAAUAAAUUUGGUAUCCGUACGAAACGCCAAAAGAGAAAGCCAUCUAAGGGAGUAACUACCAAAGGUAAUAAAGUACGACAACAAAAAGCACGUGAACUAUCUGAAGAAUUACCUUCCACAUCCAGGGGUGCUGUAUCGAAACAACUUAGGUCUCGUGAGUUUAACUUACUUAUACGUUGCGCUAAUCAACAAUUCAAGGAGAUUUUUAAACAAUACACUAACAACAAGAAACAUUUUGAAGAAGAGGCCGCAAUCAUAUUUAAUGAUGAAGUUUCAUUAAAUUCAAUGCCUUUGCAUUUAGAAAACAAUAUCGAAGAGUUGAAUAAGAUUCGUGCGAUGUCGGCAUUCCUUUAUAUAGUUUGA